AUGGAGAAAUAUGUGGCCUUUAUACCACCCAAAUCAACCCCCACCUUAACCCAAAUCCACCCAAAUCCACACCUACCCCUAUCCAAAUCAAACCCCUAUUCACCCCGACCCAAAUCCAACCCCUAUUCACCCCCACCCAAAUCCAACCUCUAUUCACCCCCAUCCAUAUCAAACCCAUAUUCACCCUCUACCAAAUCCAACCUCUAUUCACCCCUAUCCAAAUCAAACCCCGUUUCACCCCCUCCCAAAUCCAACCUCUAUACACCCCCACCCAAAUCCAACCCCUUUUCACCCCCUCCCAAAUCCAACCCCUAUUCACCCCCACCCAAAUCCAACCUCUAUUCACCCCCACCCAAAUCCAACCCCGAUCAACCGCCACCCAAAUCAAACCCCUUUUCACCCCCUCCCAAAUCCAACCUCUAUACACCCCCACCCAAAUCCAACCCCUAUUCACCCCCACCCAAAUCCAACCCAUAUUCACCCCCAUCCAAAUCAAACCCAUAUUCACCCCCUCCCAAAUCCAACCUCUAUUCACCCCUAUCCAAAUCAAACCCCGUUUCACCCCCUCCCAAAUCCAACCUCUAUACACCCCCACCCAAAUCCAACCCCUAUUCACCCCCUCCCAAAUCCAACCUCUAUUCACCCCCAUCCAAAUCAAACCCAUAUUCACCCCCUCCCAAAUCCAACCUCUAUUCACCCCUAUCCAAAUCAAACCCCGUUUCACCCCCUCCCAAAUCCAACCUCUAUACACCCCCACCCAAAUCCAACCCCUUUUCACCCCCUCCCAAAUCCAACCCCUAUUCACCCCCACCCAAAUCCAACCUCUAUUCACCCCCACCCAAAUCCAACCCCGAUCAACCGCCACCCAAAUCAAACCCCUUUUCACCCCCUCCCAAAUCCAACCUCUAUACACCCCCACCCAAAUCCAACCCCUAUUCACCCCCACCCAAAUCCAACCCAUAUUCACCCCCAUCCAAAUCAAACCCAUAUUCACCCCCUCCCAAAUCCAACCUCUAUUCACCCCUAUCCAAAUCAAACCCCGUUUCACCCCCUCCCAAAUCCAACCUCUAUACACCCCCACCCAAAUCAAACCCCUUUUCACCCCCUCCCAAAUCCAACCUCUAUACACCCCCACCCAAAUCCAACCCCUAUUCACCCCCUCCCAAAUCCAACCUCUAUUCACCCCCAUCCAAAUCAAACCCAUAUUCACCCCCUCCCAAAUCCAACCUCUAUUCACCCCUAUCCAAAUCAAACCCCGUUUCACCCCCUCCCAAAUCCAACCUCUAUACACCCCCACCCAAAUCCAACCCCUUUUCACCCCCACCCAAAUCCAACCUCUAUUCACCCCCACCCAAAUCCAACCCCGAUCAACCGCCACCCAAAUCAAACCCCUUUUCACCCCCUCCCAAAUCCAACCUCUAUACACCCCCACCCAAAUCCAACCCCUAUUCACCCCCACCCAAAUCCAACCUCUAUUCACCCCCAUCCAAAUCAAACCCAUAUUCACCCCUAUCCAAAUCAAACCCCUUUUCACCCCCUCCCAAAUCCAACCUCUAUACACCCCCACCCAAAUCCAACCCCUAUUCACCCCCUCCCAAAUCCAACCUCUAUUCACCCCCAUCCAAAUCAAACCCAUAUUCACCCCCUCCCAAAUCCAACCUCUAUUCACCCCUAUCCAAAUCAAACCCCUUUUCACCCCCUCCCAAAUCCAACCUCUAUACACCCCCACCCAAAUCCAACCCCUAUUCACCCACUCCCAAAUCCAACCCCUUUUCACCCCCUCCCAAAUCCAACCGCUAUUCACCCCCACCCAAAUCCAACCCAUUUUCACCCCCUCCCAAAUCCAACCGCUAUUCACCCCCACCCAAAUCCAACCUCUAUUCACCCCCACCCAAAUCCAACCCCUUUUCACCCCCUCCCAAAUCCAACCUCUAUUCACCCCCACCCAAAUCCAACCCCGAUCAAACGCCACCCAAAUCAAACCCCUAUUCACCCCCACCCAAAUAA
Messenger RNA from Folsomia candida, 2007 nucleotides. Its product is annotated as extensin-1. The transcript has a single exon. The record is from RefSeq and is a predicted model, not a curated record. NCBI's taxonomy places the organism in Eukaryota, Metazoa, Arthropoda, Collembola, Entomobryomorpha, Isotomidae. Bases 1 to 2007 code for a protein of 668 amino acids.